CUCCAUCUCCAUCUCUAUUUCCAUUCCCAUCCCCCCUCCGCCUUGAAUCUCUCUCUCUCUCUCUCCCUUGGCAACUCUCCAACCACAUCACCAUGUCAACCUUACCCCAUCGUCACCCCUGAACCCGGCAAGACCGUCUGUCUGCCGUCUCAAUGCCAACACGGAACUCCCUCGAGUCGCUAACCGCUUCAGCCCCCGUCUCCAAUGCCGUCAGGCUCCAUCAGCCGGACCGGCGCAUGCCAGCGCUGCCACCGCCGAAAGGUCAAAUGCGACCGCACACGGCCGUCCUGCGCGCCAUGCGCGAGGGUCGGCGUCCAGUGCACGUACGCUGCGAGGGAGCACCAGAUACAGCUUCGCCGGCAGGACGUCGAGAGACUCGAGCAACACAUACGGGACUUGCAGGCCGAGAACGACAACCUAGCCGGGAGACUGGCCGAUGUCCAACAUGAACAACGACGUCCGCAGCAAUCACAACAACCACAGCAAUCUCACCAAGAGCAGCAACCACAGCAAGCCGGCGCUGACGACAACAACAGACUGGCUACCCCGAAUACGACGUCAAGCCUGGGUCUACAGUCCGACGACACCCAGGCACCGGCCGAGAGCGGGGAGAUCGCCAGCCAGGUCAUCCAUCUUUCACUCAACGCCGGGGGAGGUCGGGACUUUGUCGGUUCCACGAGCGGCCUGUUCCUCGCCAACUUGCUGCAAACCCAUAGCCAGCCUGUCGGGCCCUCUCACGACGCCGUUGGCAAUCUUUAUUCCGGCUCCGCGUCUCGGCAUCGACCCCGGUCGGGAAACCCAGCACCCGGUGGGCUCUCAGGCCUACCGACGAGAAGCCUCACGACAGAGAUUCUGGACGCAUAUUGCAGUCAUGACCGGCUCUGUUAUCCAUUCCUGUCUCCAAAAGCACUGGAUCGGGCCCUGGACGCCGUCUACGACGCUAGGAACCCGGAUCCGCCGGACCCUGUGGAUGGAUUCCUGAUCGACAUGGCCCUUGCCAUAGGCACGGCGCAGGUAUACAAGCUGAACUGGAACGGCAUCUGGGACGCCGAGGUCCACUACAACCGCGCCAUGACGCGCCUUGGCGACGUACUCUCGCGGGGAGGCAUCACUGCGCUGCAGGCCUUGCUCCUCAUUUGCCAGUACAGGAUGGGCACCACCUCACAUGACACGAGCACCAGUGUCUGGCACCUCAUCGGCGUGGCCGCGAGGACGUGUUUCGAGCUCGGUCUGCACAAGGCAUCAACGUACGCCCCUCGUCCGUCCCGUGACGGCAGCGAGGGAGAUGCUGCCUCGUCCGCGUGGCGGGAGGACGUGGAGACCAAGCGGCGAUGUUUUUGGAGCGUGGUGUCCAUGGAUCGCAUUGCCAGCCUCAUCCUCGGCCGACCUUUGGCCAUCCAGCUGGAGGACAUCGAUGUCGAGCUCCCCCAUUUCGAUAAGCCUGGUUCGGUCCCGCUUCACCGAUCCUUAUCGACUGCGCCCUUGGGCUCUCCAGAGUGGCAUCUCGGGACCUCGAUAUUUGUCCACAUCGUGCGGUACAGGCUGAUUUGUGGCAAGAUUCUGAACCUCUUACACCGGAGCACUAGCACGAACCGCGAGUCUACCGGUUCUUACGAGGACAACAGGAGCUCGCUGGUUGAGGAGCUCCGGUCCUGGCGCGCAGAAACAAUAGACCUUCCACUGAUCCCGGCCGAUGCACCACCGCUCGCAUCCCCGGCGAGUAGGUCCAGCUUUCGCUCGGCCGAGUGGUACGACCUGCUCUACCACAACGGGAUCCUGAUGCUGUUCCGCCCGUCCUCGACGCUCUGCGAUGCGACUGGAAACAGCACCGUGCUGCAGCACAUGUUUGACUCGUCGCAGGAGGCCAUCAACCUCUACGCCAACCUGCACCGCUCGCGAAAGAUCAACUACUCCUGGGUGACGUUGCACUCCAUAUUCAUUGCCGGACUCUCCUACAUCUACGCUCUGCGGAAUCACUUGCAACACGCACAGAACCGGAACGUCUCGGGCAUGAACCCGCCCAGGGCCACUCUGCGAACGACGCCGACCAUCAGCCAGGUGGUCAACGACACCCGCGCCUGCUCAAAGGUCUUGGUUGCCGUGUCCGAGAGAUGGGCAAUGGCGCGAAACUGCUCCGAGGUGUUUGACCGCCUCAGCGAUGCUGUUGUUGCUGAUAUUGUCGAGGCCCAGACCGGCCAGGCCUCAUUAUCUUCCGGUCCCUCGUACCCAGUCCAGUCCACGGGAGAGACCCAAGAACAUCUGCAAUCGCCCGCGGACAUGAACAUGCCGGACGCCAUGUAUGGACAGUCCAGCCACAAUUUUGUCAACAUGACGGUCGACGAGACCCUGCGAGACUGCUUCGGUGACCUGCAGAGCAUCUGCUACGACCAGUAUCACAGCGAUGCCAUUGCUCAGCUUUCUCAGGAUUGGCUCUUCGGAAUGGGGGAGACCCCAAGCCGGUACUUUUGAC
Messenger RNA from Colletotrichum destructivum, 2470 nucleotides. RefSeq lists its product as uncharacterized. Gene Ontology annotation, molecular function: sequence-specific DNA binding; DNA-binding transcription factor activity, RNA polymerase II-specific; zinc ion binding. The record is from RefSeq and is a predicted model, not a curated record. The transcript has a single exon. Bases 205 to 2469 code for a protein of 754 amino acids. Gene Ontology annotation, biological process: positive regulation of transcription by RNA polymerase II; DNA-templated transcription. NCBI's taxonomy places the organism in Eukaryota, Fungi, Ascomycota, Sordariomycetes, Glomerellales, Glomerellaceae.